Molecule: messenger RNA, 1179 nt
Organism: Aspergillus affinis
Lineage: Eukaryota; Fungi; Ascomycota; Eurotiomycetes; Eurotiales; Aspergillaceae
Exons: 2
Coding region: 1-1179 (392 amino acids)
Source: RefSeq, a predicted model, not a curated record
AUGGCUCUACGAUUUAUUAUCAACGAAGGAAAGCUCUUCAGUUCCCCUAGAUAUCGUAUCUUCCGGGCGAUAAAAGCCGAGUUUGGUGGUGGAAUUGAGACACUGAAGACAUUCCCUGCCCCGCGGGCCUCAAAUCCGUCAAAUCCACCAUCAAUGCUCUUUUAUGGAGUUGAAUAUGACGAGGUUAACCGCACUCUGGUCAGUGUCAAAGCCCUGAGCUUGCUUAACUACGAUGAGUACACAGAGUUUGCUUUUGCUCAAGACCCAGCAGUUAAACUCACGUACGACUCGUUUCAAUGGAUCCGUGCGAUAGUUCCAAAAGUGCUAGACACACCAGAUGGUCUCUACACUCUAAAAACUUCAAUUAUCACCAACAAUCUAGGAAAGUCUAGCGCCCUGACCGAAGACUUCCAGCGAUUGAUGAGUGAGAACGAGCUCACUUUUAUGAAUCAUGAUAUGCUCCUGCAUCAUAUUGUCUCCCUACCAGCUCAACUGCUACCUUGCUUGGCUCGACUGCCUCCGAGGCUUCAGACAAAUCUGAAACAAGCACUUGAAAUAGGCAGCGUUUUCAAUUUUCUCCAGCUUGCGCGAGCCGAAGCUGUGCCGGUCAGUUUCGCUAGGCUUGAUUGCGUGAAAGAGAACCAGUUUGCCUUUGAAUUACAAUUUCUGAAGCAGCUGCUGGACAUUUCAGGGGUCGCCGGCCAUGAAGAACACACAGGGGCAAAAAAGCUAAUUGAACCGAUAUUCCAGUCGUACAAGGACGUUACGAGGCCUCGAUCCAGUAUCUUCAAGGUAUACUCAACCAAAGAAAGGCGUACGAUGCUAUUCCACUCAGAAGCCUCGAACGACUGGAGCUAUAUCCAGGUGGAAAAAGCCGAUCUGGUUGUGGAUGCUUUCUACAGCACAGCCUUCUCUCCGUUUCGUUGGGACAGGGCUCUCAUCGACGGCCUCAAUCUUGACGGUGAAAUCGACGAACCAGCAGUUCAGGCGAUUUAUAUACCAUCAAUGUUUGUCAGUGCUAUCAGAGCCACCCAAAAUUGCCCCAUUUACAUACAGAAGAGAGUGCUAGCGUUCGUUUUCGUAAAUCUGGCACGAAUUCUGAUCCUUGAUCCACCAGAUUGGAAAGGUCUUCCUGAUGAUACAGUGGUCAUUGAGCGUGAUGUUCGGGGACACCAUUGA